AUGCCUCACCUUGGGACGAAGAUAGAUAUGUUCUUGUCUCCGGAUGAUCAUUUGACCUGGCACCCUCCACCUCUCGCGCAAGCUCUUCGAACGUUACAGUCUUUGGUCGACAUUGGCUCAUCUGGCCUUGACUCAGAACGACCUUCAGCCGUCGUGAGCGUGGCUUCCACACUUGGGUGCAUUGACGCCGUCGGCCAUGCUCUUUCUUUUGCGCUAUCUCAGCCUUCCUCUAUGAAAGAUUAUAUGCCUUCACCAACAACGCUGCUGCCAUCUGUGUCCGACCUUGUUCCACGCGUACUCUGCUACUCUUUCCCCCUCAUCGCCGGCGCAUACGCCGGAAAACGCAAAGCCCAGAGACCAACUCGGACAGCAUGGGACGACACGAUGCAGGCAGAUUCACUCUUCAAUCUGUAUCUGCAAGGCGACAACAACAUUGCUAACGCCUUCGAAGCGAUUCUCGGCUCUCUGUGUACACGGAUUCUUACUCCAGCUGUUCGCUCCAUAGUACCUGCCUGUUCGACUCGGCUCGAUGCUUUCUUACUCGCACCAAAACCCUCUGUAAACCGGACAAAUUUGACGACAUCACGACCUCAAACGAUCUCACACAUCGACCCUACCGAUAUCGUGUAUCUCCUGCAUUCGGUGCGCCAAGUCCUCGACAAUAUAUGCGUCGAUAUCUCUCAGCGCUACUCCAAACACUCCGCUGCCUUGACGAUCUCUGUUCAGACACUACUAGAUAGUGUCAUACUCGAAGCUCUCCGCGAACUUGAUGGUCUGUACAAUACUUCUGAACUCGACUCAAAGGUCGCCGCCGCAGCCCUACACUCUCAAUCUUCGCACCCUGACUCGGGCAGUCAAACACCCACUACCCAAAGCAGGAAGCCACUCCGACUUCCUCGUAGCGCUCGAAUCAAACACCUCGCUCGAAGAGAAGCUCUCCACCAUCUCUGUCACGUCUUAUCCUUCUGUCUCGAUCCAGCCCCUGGACUCUCGUCGAACUCUCUUCGGGAAAAGGCACCGUCCGCUGCACUGCGGCAUGCACUAGAGGGGAAGAUGGGUGUCCUUUUGCGCAAAUGUUUGACCACGACGCGGACAUGGUCGGCAGGUGUACUGGAAGACCCUAUCUCUGAGGAGGAGGGAGAGGGUGGCUUAGAGAUGGAUGAAACCGAAGAGGGGAUGGUGCUAGCCUUGCUGGAGAAGGGUUGGGGGUAUGGUUUGGAUUUGAAUCCAGGGCCAGAUAUGGACAGGGGGUACGGUGGUGGACUACAGAUGCCUGAAGAUACAUGA
Messenger RNA from Stereum hirsutum FP-91666 SS1, 1287 nucleotides. RefSeq lists its product as uncharacterized. The record is from RefSeq and is a predicted model, not a curated record. Bases 1 to 1287 code for a protein of 428 amino acids. The transcript has 2 exons. NCBI's taxonomy places the organism in Eukaryota, Fungi, Basidiomycota, Agaricomycetes, Russulales, Stereaceae.